Nothobranchius furzeri (turquoise killifish) is the source of this 4493-nucleotide messenger RNA. RefSeq names its product sema domain, immunoglobulin domain (Ig), short basic domain, secreted, (semaphorin) 3Fa (gene sema3fa). Gene Ontology annotation, cellular component: plasma membrane. Gene Ontology annotation, biological process: semaphorin-plexin signaling pathway; positive regulation of cell migration; neural crest cell migration. Gene Ontology annotation, molecular function: chemorepellent activity; semaphorin receptor binding. Lineage: Eukaryota; Metazoa; Chordata; Actinopteri; Cyprinodontiformes; Nothobranchiidae. The record is from RefSeq and is a predicted model, not a curated record.
CUAUCCACCUGCAGGAUCCGCUCCUCUCCACUCCACAUCGGAUCUCCUUUGCGCGCGGCUCGACCUCCGUCUCCAGGAGCAACUCUUUUGUUUUCUUUUUUAAAAUCACCUCCUCCACUGGGAAUAACGGGAUCUGUUGCUCCAGUUUAGGUGAACACCCGAAGUUGAGAGGGCUGCGUGAAGGUAAAUUAAAUCCGAGCUUUGUUGGGAUAAUCGGCCAGGAUUUGCGGCGGAUACGCCUGCGGACGGAGCAGCUCAAACAAUCUGGAUGGAUGGUUAUAAAUGUUCGCCGGCUUUAGCGCUGUAUUCCCCGGACGUGACUAAAAAAGGCUACUGCGGACACCCCUUCUCUUUUGUUAGCAGAGGGACAAUGUUGUGGGACAAACUGUCCUGGCUGUUGGCCCUGCUGGCCUUAUCGUCUGGGGGACUGCCUCCUUCCAACGAGCCUCUCUCAGCUCCCAGAAUCUUCCUGUCCUUCAAAGAGUUAAAGUCCACCGGUACAGCUCACCACUUCUCCUUUCUGCUCAACUCGACCGACUAUCGGAUCCUUCGCAUGGACGAGGACCACGACCGCAUGUAUGUGGGCAGCAAAGAUUAUAUUCUUUCUCUGGAUCUGCACGACAUCAACAAGGAGCCGCUCAUAAUCCACUGGCCUGUUGCAUCCCAGAGGAAGACUGAAUGCAUCUUGUCAGGGAAAGACAUAAACGGGGAGUGUGGAAACUUCAUCCGUCUGAUUGAGCCGUGGAACCGGACCCACCUGUAUGUGUGUGGAACCGGAGCUUACAAUCCCAUCUGCACAUUUGUGGACCGAGGACGCAGGUCACAGGGAUUCCAAAACCUUCGGGCAACUCAGUCAGGAGGGAGAACAAAUCGAGCAGCAGACUCCUUCACUACAUCAGAGCCUUUGAACACAAAGGAAUAUAUUUUCCGUCUGGAACCUGGAAAAGUGGAUUCUGGAAAAGGAAAAUGUCCCUAUGACCCUAAACUCAACAGUGUCUCGGCAUUGAUCAAUGGGGAGCUCUAUGCAGGAGUAUAUGUGGAUUUCAUGGGAACAGACUCUGCUAUCUUCCGUACUCUGGGGAAGCAGACAGCUAUGAGGACCGAUCAGUACAACUCCAGAUGGUUGAAUGAUCCCACUUUUGUUCAUGCACACCUCAUCCCAGACAGUGCUGAGAAGAAUGACGACAAGCUUUACUUCUUCUUCCGCGAGAAAGCCUCUGAGAUGGGCCAGAGUCCCAUGACACAAUCCAGGAUCGGUCGGAUCUGCCUGAACGACGAUGGCGGACACUGCUGUCUAGUCAACAAGUGGAGCACGUUUCUGAAGGCCCGUCUAAUCUGCUCUGUCCCUGGAGCGGACGGCAUUGAGACUCACUUCGAUGAGCUGCGAGAUGUGUACAUCCAGCCAACUCAAGACACCAAGAACCCAGUCAUCUAUGGAGUCUUCUCAGUUUCAGGAUCUGUGUUUAAAGGCUCGGCGGUGUGCGUGUACUCCAUGGCUGACAUCCGCAUGGUGUUCAACGGGCCGUUCGCCCACAAAGAAGGGCCCAACUAUCAGUGGGUGGCGUACCAGGGGAAAAUUCCUUACCCUCGACCUGGCACUUGUCCCGGAGGCACUUUUACUCCCAACAUGAAAUCCACCAAGGAUUACCCUGAUGAGGUUAUCAACUUCAUGAGAAAUCACCCCACUAUGUUCAAUGCUGUAUACCCGGUGCACAAGCGCCCCCUAGUGGUCAGAACAAACGUGGAUUAUGAGUUCACCACUAUUGCUGUGGACCAAGUGAGAGCUGCUGACGGGAGCUAUGAGGUGCUCUUCCUGGGCACAGAUCGUGGGACGGUCCAGAAAGUGAUUGUCCUGCCAAGAGAUGACCUGCAAACAGAGGAGCUGGUUCUAGAAGAAGUGGAAGUGUUCAAGGUUCCCACCUCAAUUACCACCAUGAAGAUCUCAUCAAAACGGCAACAACUGUAUGUGGGAUCUGUCCUGGGCGUGACCCAUCUAGCACUCCACCGCUGUGAUGUGUACGGGGAGGUCUGCGCUGACUGUUGUCUGGCCCGAGACCCGUAUUGCGCCUGGGAUGGAAAAUCCUGCUCCAGAUACUCUGCUUCACAGAAGAGACGAAGCCGCCGACAGGAUGUCAAGUACGGAAACCCGAUCCGCCAGUGCAGAGGGUAUAACUCUAACAACAAUAAGAACACUCUGGAGACGGUUCAGUACGGGGUGGAGGGAAGCACUACUUUUUUGGAGUGCCAGGCCCGCUCUCCGCACGUCUCUCUCAAGUGGCACCUGAUGAAGGAAAACAGUGAUAGAAGGAAAGAGAUCCGCUCAGAUGGUCGCAUCCUAAAAACGGAUCAGGGUCUCCUGAUCCGCUCCGUGCAGUCCUCCGACAGCGGCAUCUACCAUUGCACGUCCACAGAGAAAAACUUCAAGCACACUCUGGUGAAGCUGCAGCUCGUGGUCCUCUCCAGUCGCACCGUCAACAAUGUGCUAGUGGAGACGGGAAGUCCGGCCCUUCCUCCGCUCCAGUCCAGCGCCUGGACUCCGAGUGCAGGUCAGUACAAAGAUCUGCUGACCAUCUUGAGCCAGCCAGAGAUGGGCCUGAUCAACCAGUACUGCAAGGAUUACUGGCAGCAUGGAGACGGGAACCUUGGGGAAAGCAAAGCCAAGAGUAUGAAGGAGCUGAAAGAAGAGAAGAAGCCUCGCAACCGCCGGCAUCACGACGAUCAGACGAAUCCAGCCGAGACAUGAAGAGCUGAAUUACGUCCUGUCGCAUACCCAAAUGCCGCCCUUGUCCACCUUUAACUUCACAACCUCCCAGACACCACAACCCUCCAUUAAGAGCAAUGACUCUGGUUAGCUGACAACGCAACAGAAAGCAUCAAACUGUUUCCAUGUAACUGUUGGGGAAAAAUAUUUAUUGUAGGUUGUAAAAAAAUAAUUCUUUGUACCUAUAUAGACAUGUUUUUUGUGAAUAGAGAAAAUCUGUGCAAAUAUUGUUAUAUUAUUAUUAUCAUUAUUAUUAGUGUCAUCACAUUGUGUUAUCAUGAUGAGAAUAUCUUUCGUUUUGGAGCAACAAUUACCCAGAACUUUGCAGGGUGUGGACACAGACUCGUGAACUUAACUGCUGGAUCAACUGACUGCUGGCAGAAUUUAAGGUCAAAAUCGAGUCUCUCAGACCGCCUUUAGCGUCUUCAGCCUACUGUAAACCAGAUGCAUUUUUUUACAACAAAAAUGGCAACAUCCGGCAUCUCACAGGACAUAUGAAGAUGGUUAGUAAUGCCCACAGACUGCAGCUGCAACAAGUCACACACACACACACACACACACACACACACACACACACACACACACACACACACACACACACACACACACACACACACACACACACACACACACACACACACACACACCACACACACACCACACACACACACACACCACACACACACACACACACAAAACCUGUCCUGUGAAUUUAAAGUCGUUCGUUCUUCCAUCCAAACUCUCCAGACUGGCCUCAAGUAGAGAUCUUGAACCACUCAUUCAUAUUCUUCCACAAUAAGUUGCUGCCAAGUGUUUUUUUUUUUAAUGUUUUUAUGUGAAUAACACACCUCUUUGUUGUGUUCCAAACGUGAUCUCUGUAAGCUGUUUUACUGGAGCGGGGGAAGAUUUUCUAAAGGCACAAAAGCUAAAAUCAUAACAUUGCCUUCUCUUUUCUUUAUGGACAUUUUAUAUUCCGGCAGGCAGCUAAAUGUGAGUUUGUAACUGUUUGUGAUUGCCGACAAUAUUAGACAAAGCACCUUCUGUUGCCAAAUUGGUACAUUUUAAAAUAAAACUUGUAGUAAAUCUGAUUUUUAGGCAUAAUGGACAUUAUGUCCAUAUUAGAGGGGAUAUUUUUUUGCAUUCCUACCAUGUUAUUGUAAAUACUCGUAAAACUCUAAAACAAAUGUGCAGAUUCAUUAUACGACUAUUACGAUUGGUGCUGUAUCAUCUGGUAACAACAGAGACUUUUGUGCUGGUUCAGAGCCAUCUUCAUGCUUUUAUUAUUGGUGCCACGAACUGGAGAACCGAUCAACUUCAACACAAUAAUCAGCAUCACAGGUUCAACCACUAAAAAGAUGACCUGGAGAGAAAACCACGGUCUUCGGAAGUGGAUUUUCUUCGUGCAUGGCAUGUACAGCGUAUGUAUGUUUGUUGUAAUCGUCUAAAAUGUUGCUGUGGAUGUCAGUGAAUGUGUGUCAUGUUGUGGGAAUACGGAUCCCUUUUUUACCAUUGGAAAUGCUGAAAGUUUAGAAAGAUUGAUUUUAUUUUUGAAAAGAAAACAAGUUUGCAUAAAUUUCAAACAUGUUUUCUGUGUUUGACAGCUCUUUGAGGUAACGUACGAAAUGCACAGUCGGUGUUAAUGUGUAACGACUCUUUUCUUCCUUGUCAUUGUUGCAAACUAAUAAAUUAAAGCUCUAUAUUUUAUAAUAAAACAUCUUCUCUUUUGUUUGAC